AUGGCCGAGACUAAUGACUUAGAUGACCCUAAGACCAUGCAGGAUCUCACCUUGGUGGUGCAGACACUCUUGCAACAGAUUCAAGAUAAAUUUCAGACCAUGUCCGAUCAGAUCAUUGGAAGAAUUGAUGACGUGAGUAGUCGCAUUGAUGACCUGGAGAAAAACAUUGCAGACCUCAUGACACAGGCUGGCGUGGAAGAACUGGAAGGUGGAAACAAAAUACCUGCUACACAAAAGAGUUGGAGUUUUCUAAUUUACACUGAAAUCUGGAACAUUGUUUUUACAAGCCAAGAGAAGACCGAAUGGCUUUUUACAACUGACUACUAUGUGUAG
Molecule: messenger RNA, 333 nt
Organism: Rhinolophus ferrumequinum (greater horseshoe bat)
Lineage: Eukaryota; Metazoa; Chordata; Mammalia; Chiroptera; Rhinolophidae
Product: heat shock factor-binding protein 1-like
Exons: 1
Coding region: 1-333 (110 amino acids)
Biological process (GO): cellular heat acclimation
Cellular component (GO): nucleus; cytosol
Molecular function (GO): transcription corepressor activity
Source: RefSeq, a predicted model, not a curated record